AUGGGCAGGGAGUUGGGUAGAUAUCUGUCAACAGGUGUUAUUACUCAUUCCAAAAUUGAUUACGUAGUUGUUAAAUGGCAUAAACCUCCUGAAUAUUGGCUUAAGAUUAAUACCGAUGGAAUCAAAGACGCGAAAGGAAAUUCGGGUAUUGGUGGCAUAUACAUAGAUCAUAAGGGCAAGCUGACUAUGACGUUUGCUUCUUCAAUUGGCAGAACAAAUAGCAACAUGGCUGAAGCUAGUGCAGCCUUAGCGGGGGUGGAAUGGUGUAGUCGCAAUGGUUGCAACAACACUAUACUAGAGUGUGAUUCCCAGCUUGUGGUUGAUUUGAUCAAUAGUUGGAUCUUACAAAUUGGAUUACAUCCAGAUUGUGUCACUAAGGCAUAA
Nicotiana tabacum (common tobacco) is the source of this 384-nucleotide messenger RNA. Lineage: Eukaryota; Viridiplantae; Streptophyta; Magnoliopsida; Solanales; Solanaceae. The record is from RefSeq and is a predicted model, not a curated record.